AUGACGAUGAUAGACGGUGUUGGUGAUGAAGUUGUACAGUUUGUAGCUGUAGUACUGGUCGUCAUAGUGGCAGCCCUGGCCUGGUGGUCUACCAAUGCUCGGCCAGAUCGAUACCGAACUGUGCUUGUUAUGCGCUCUAGAACACUUCACCCGGUCACCGUUAGUAUCCGGACUAGAUCAAAUUUAAUGAUAACAGCAGCGCCGACAUCCACUUCUAUAGCAUCCACAUCGGAUACGGCAAAUCCCAGUACCACGGAAGCGACAGACGAGAAUAACGCGCGUGUCAUCCCUCUCCAAGAGAUGGACAGCAUAGUGGACGCGGACAUGGCCAUGUUGGACAACAACAGACUGCACUUCUACAGGAGAGUCGAUUCUGGAAAUACCACGCAGAGUGCAUCAGAAUCGACUAGCGACGAGAGCGAACCACAUGAAGAUGUAGAGCCGGCGAGCAACGCUCAGAUCAGAGAGAUGGACAGCAUCGUCAGCGCUAUGGAGGCUGACGUCACCGCCGGCUGUGACUUCUUCACUCGGGCUAGUGAAUCAAAUCCCUCAACAGUAAUACCGACAGCAGUGAAAAAAGAAAAUAAUAAAGAGAAUACGCCAUCUACAGCUAAUUUAGAAAAACAAUCAGAAACUGUACAAACGCCAGAUGGCGCCGGUGACGACACAAGUAAUCAAGGAACGGAAAGUGAAAGAAUAUUGAUCAAGUUGAAAUAUUUGAAUGAUACCUUGAAAGAGGUCGACGGAAGCCUCGAUGAGUUACUGAAAGAUUUUAAAUGGCGACAUUUCUCCACGGAACUGACAGCGGAAUGUCGCGUGCGUCUAAUCUUCAACGGUCGCGUACUACUGGACGACGCGGCCACACUGCGCGCCUGCGGACUACACGACCGGGCUGUAGUGCACUGUCUCGUACAUCCUAAACGGACUGCUAAUCAGCCACGUGGUAUGUCGGAAGAGGGUUCAGUGAACGCGACACACGAACUGAUCACCGACAGGCCGCAGCCCGAGCGCGCCUGGGACCUCGAGAACAUUCUCAUGACACUCGUCUCUGUUGCACUAACCGUCGUCUGGUUCUUCAGAUGCGAAUAUUCGAACCUAUUCACGGCGAGUGCGAGUCUGGCGUUGUUCGGUCUGACAGUAUUCUACAGUGUGGCCAUCUUCGGGCUCUACCUGUCCGACACAUUCCACUUCGACCGCCGGCCCGCGCAGCCCGUGCCGGACAACUAG
Molecule: messenger RNA, 1227 nt
Organism: Spodoptera littoralis (African cotton leafworm)
Lineage: Eukaryota; Metazoa; Arthropoda; Insecta; Lepidoptera; Noctuidae
Source: the annotation of a GenBank genome assembly